AUGCCAGGCCCAGCAGGCACCGCAAUACCGAACUCCACCGGUUGCGACGUGUCCAAAAAGGAAAUGAGUAUCCACACAGCAGCACUGAUCUUCAGACAGGGACUGGGGCUGCGGUGGAGGUCCAAAGUGGAGAAGCCACGGAAGGAUCCCGGAAGGUUUGUGGUGACUGGACGGAGAGGGGUGUCUCUAGCGCCCAGUCUCAGUGGCUCUCGCCCCCGACUCGCGGUCCGCGUGCGCAUCUUCGCCUGGACCGCAGCGCCUCCGCGUCUCUGCGCCCGUCCGGGGCUCGGAGCGGAGCGUUUUGGAGCGGCUGCCGCGGCCCCGGGCAGGGGUGAGCCCCCGGCGCAGGUGGGCGGAGGUUCCGGGCGGGCUGAGGGGGCGGCGGCGCGGCCGGCCCCCGGGAGAGUAGAGAGGGGCCUCCGCGCGCCCCGCGCCCUUCCUGCGCCCCCGGUCACCUCGUGGGACACCGCGCCCCCUCGCCACCGCCCCGCCGGAAAGGGCCAGGUCUGCGGCGCCUCUGCCCAGCCCGGCGGUGGGGAGCUCUCGCCGCCCUCCCGAGGCCCUGGGCAGAGCCGGGCGCCGGGACCGAAGGCGAGGAAGCCUUCGGGGCCUUCCAUGCAGUGGGGGAAGUGCUGGAGCUUGGGCCAGUCUCUGGUUCCUCUGCUGAGUUACAGUGUCACAGCAGCCGACCUGGCAGGCCCCAGCAGGCCCCAGAUUGAGACCCUUUGCUGCCUCUUAGCCCUGGCUGUGGUAUGGUGUGGGGCUGUGCAGCGCUGGGCCCCCGAGGCUGGCACCCAGGAGCUGGGAUUGAGCCCAUUCGGCACUGUCCCCAACUCCUUCCUCCUGGGCACCACCUGGCCCAAGAAAGUGCUUUUGGCCUGGCUCCAAGCCCUGGAGCUCAAGCUGGGUGGCCCUCCUCCGGGCGGUGGUGCCCCCUGGCACCUUCGAAAUGUCCUCAGCGACUCAGUGGAGAGCUCUGAUGAUGAAUUCUUUGAUGCUAGAGAGGAGGUGGCCGAAGGGAAGAACGCCAUCCUUAUUGGGAUGAGCCAGUGGAAUUCAAAUGACCUGGUGGAGCAGAUCGAGACCAUGGGGAAACUGGAGGAGCAUCAAGGAGAAGCGAACGUGCCGUGCACAUCCAGCAUCCUCCAGGAGAAGCAACGAGAACUGUACCGGGUUUCCUUGAGAAGACAGAGGUUCCCAGCCCAGGGAAGCAUCGAGAUCCAUGAAGACAAUGAGGAAGGCUGCCCGCAGCGCUCCUGCAAGACGCACGUCCUCCUGCUGGUGCUGCACGGGGGGAGCAUCCUGGACACGGCCUCGGGGGACCCGUCCUGCAAGGUGGCCGACAUCCACACCUUCAGCUCCGUGCUGGAGAAGGUCACGCGCGCCCACUUCCCCGCAGCCCUGGGCCACAUCCUCAUCAAGUUCGUCCCCUGUCCCGCCAUCUGCUCUGAGGCUUUCUCACUCGUCUCCAACCUGAAUCCCUACAGCCACGAUGAGGGCUGUCUCAGCAACAGCCAGGACCACGUCCCUCUGGCCGCCCUGCCCCUGUUGGCCAUCUCCUCCCCGCAGUACCAGGAUGCAGUUGCCACCGUCAUCGAGCGAGCCAACCAGGUGUACAUGGAAUUCCUCAAAUCCCCCGAUGGGAUUGGCUUCAGUGGGCAGGUGUGUCUCAUCGGGGACUGUGUGGGGGGCCUCCUGGCCUUCGAUGCCAUCUGCUACAGCGCGGGGCCCUCAGGUGACAGCCCUGGCAGCGGCAGCCGGAAGGGGAGUGUCAGCAGCACGCAGGACACCGCGGUUGUGGUGGAGGAGGAACGCAGCCUGGCCAGCAGCAAGCGGCUCAGCAAGAGCAGCAUCGAUGUCUCCAGCGCGUUGGAGGAUGAAGAACCCAAGAGGCCAUUGCCCCGGAAACAGAGCGACUCCUCCACCUACGACUGCGAGGCCGUCACCCAGCAUCAUGCCUUCCUAUCAAGCAUCCACUCGAGCGUGCUGAAGGAUGAGGCUGAGCCCCCUGUGGCCGGGGGGCCCCAGCUCCCCGAGGUCAGCCUGGGCCGCUUGGAUUUUGAGGUGUCCGACUUCUUCCUCUUUGGCUCGCCCCUGGGCCUGGUCCUGGCCAUGCGGAGGACGGUGCUGCCCGGACUGGAUGGUUUCCAGGUACGUCCUGCCUGCAGUCAGGUCUACAGCUUUUUCCACUGCGCAGACCCCUCUGCCUCCAGGCUUGAACCACUGCUGGAGCCCAAGUUCCACCUGGUGUCGCCCGUCAGCGUGCCCCGCUACCAGAGGUUCCCGCUGGGUGACGGACAGUCCCUCCUCCUUGCUGACGCCCUGCACAGCCACAGCUCCCUCUUCCUGGAGGGUAGCUCCCGGGGCAGCCCACCGCUUCUGGAGACCCCUGCCUCACCCCCUCACGCCCCGAGGUCCCAGCGCCCGGGGCGGAGGAUAAGCCAGGGCAGCUCCCACAGUGAGAGCUCGGAGUCCUCGGACAGCCUGGCCCCCGUGGGCACCUCUCGCAUCACAGCCAAGUGGUGGGGCAGCAAGCGCAUAGACUACGCCCUGUACUGCCCCGACGUCCUCACCGCCUUCCCCACCGUGGCCCUGCCCCACCUCUUCCACGCCAGCUACUGGGAGUCCACGGACGUGGUGGCCUUCAUCCUGAGACAGGUGAUGCGCUAUGAGAGCGUGAACGUCAAGGAGAGCGCUGGCUUGGACCCCGCAGCACUGAGCCCCACCAAUCCCCGCGAGAAGUGGCUUCGUAAGAGGACCCAGGUCAAGCUGCGGAAUGUCACCGCCAACCACCGGGCCAACGACGUGAUUGCUGCCGAAGACGGCCCCCAGGUCCUGGUGGGACGGUUCAUGUACGGGCCCCUCGACAUGGUGGCCCUGACCGGGGAGAAGGUGGACAUCCUGGUGAUGGCAGAGCCUUCCUCUGGCCGCUGGGUGCACUUGGACACGGAGAUCACGAACAGCAGCGGCCGAAUCACGUACAGCGUGCCGCGGCCCCGGCGCCUGGGGCUCGGCGUCUACCCCGUGAAGAUGGUCGUCAGGGGCGACCAGACCUGCGCGAUGAGCUACCUUACGGUGCUGCCCCGGGGCAUGGAGUGCGUGGUCUUCAGCAUCGACGGCUCCUUUGCGGCCAGCGUGUCCAUCAUGGGAAGCGACCCCAAGGUCCGGCCGGGGGCAGUGGACGUUGUCCGGCACUGGCAGGACCUGGGCUACAUGAUCCUCUACAUCACGGGGCGGCCGGACAUGCAGAAGCAGCGGGUGGUGUCGUGGCUGUCCCAGCACAACUUCCCCCAGGGCAUGAUCUUCUUCUCGGACGGGCUGGUGCACGACCCGCUGCGGCAGAAGGCCAUCUUCCUGCGCAACCUCACGCAGGAGUGCUUCAUCAAAAUCAGUGCGGCCUAUGGCUCCACGAAGGACAUCUCCGUCUACAGCGUGCUAGGCCUGCCACCCUCCCAGAUCUUCAUUGUGGGCCGGCCCACCAAGAAGCAUCAAACCCAGUGCCAGUUCCUGAGCGAGGGCUACGCCGCGCACUUGGCCGCGCUGGAGGCCGGCCACCGCUCGCGCCCCAAGAAGAACAGCUCGCGUAUGAUCCUGCGCAAAGGCAGCUUUGGCCUCCACGCGCAGCCUGACUUCCUGCGGAAGCGCAACCACCUGCGCCGGACCAUGUCGGUGCAGCAGCCCGACCCACCUGCCAACCCCAAGCCCGAGCGGGCCCAGAGCCAGCCCGAGUCCGACAAGGACCGCGAGCGGCCCCUGCCCGCGCUCAGCUGGGCGCGCGGGCCCCCCAAGUUCGAGUCGGUGCCCUGAGGGCCAGGCUGUGCGCAGAGCAGGG
Messenger RNA from Lipotes vexillifer (Yangtze River dolphin), 3832 nucleotides. It is a transcript of the gene PITPNM3, whose product is annotated as PITPNM family member 3. Bases 1 to 3807 code for a protein of 1268 amino acids. Gene Ontology annotation, biological process: phospholipid transport. NCBI's taxonomy places the organism in Eukaryota, Metazoa, Chordata, Mammalia, Artiodactyla, Lipotidae. Gene Ontology annotation, molecular function: phosphatidylinositol binding; metal ion binding; phosphatidylcholine intramembrane carrier activity. The transcript has 27 exons. The record is from RefSeq and is a predicted model, not a curated record. Gene Ontology annotation, cellular component: cytoplasm.